Molecule: messenger RNA, 9330 nt
Organism: Carya illinoinensis
Lineage: Eukaryota; Viridiplantae; Streptophyta; Magnoliopsida; Fagales; Juglandaceae
Product: putative disease resistance RPP13-like protein 1
Exons: 15
Coding region: 319-4587 (1422 amino acids)
Biological process (GO): defense response to other organism
Molecular function (GO): ADP binding
Source: RefSeq, a predicted model, not a curated record
UCAUUUCCUCUGCUUCAAUGUCGGCCACAUGCAAUAUGGCCAGAGAGCUAAUUAACAAAGAAAGUUGGUUUCCGCCAAUCAUAUUCUUACAAAUGCAGCAAGAAAAUGUUUUUGGGUAAAGUGAUUUCCGACGUGUUUGAAUAACGUCCUCUCAUUCAUUUAUUUUACCAAUUUCUCAUUAAUUUCUUUACUUCGCGGUAAAUGGAAAUUCAGUUUUAGCGUUGAAGCAAAAGAGGGCUUGUAAUCUUAUUUCUCUUCACUAUUCUUCAUCACUUUUGCUUCAUUUCCUUUGAUUCCUUCCAUUACAAAGCAGAAACCAUGGCUGAGCUUGCAGGCAUAUUUCUCUCCCCACUCCUCCAAGCGUUUUUUGAAAGGGUGGCAUCUGGUGAAUUUGGUGACUUUUUUCGGCGACAAAAACUCGACCAAACACUCUUGAACAACCUGAAGACGGCUUUGCGAUCUGUGAAUGCUGUGUUUGAAGAUGCAGAGGAAAAACAAGUGACAAAUCCCUACGUGAAAGAAUGGCUCGAUGAGUUGAAAGAUGCUGUCUAUGAUGCAGAGGACAUCUUGGAUGAGAUUGAUACCGAAGCCAUGCGCUGCAAGUUGGAUGCUGAAUUUCUUACCACUACACGCAAGGUACGAAAAGCCAUCUCUCAUUCUCUUAAAGUACCAUUUGACAAGAAAAUAGAACCAAAGAUAAAAGAAGUGCUUAAAAGAUUGAAGAAUCUUGUAGAACAAAAGGACGUUAUAGGUCUAAAAGAAGGCGUUCGAGGGAAACCAUCCGAAAGAUUGCCCACAACUCCUUGGGUUGAAGAAUCUGGUAUUUGUGGUAGAAAAGAUGAUAAGGAGAAAAUAAUUAAUUCCAUGUUCUCAGAUGAUGUAAGUGGCAAUAAGAUGUUUCAUGUGAUUGCUAUUGUCGGUAUGGGGGGACUCGGCAAGACCACCCUUGCUCAGCUUGUAUUCAAUGACGAGAAAGUGAAUGAAUAUUUUGACUCUAAAGCAUGGGUUUGUGUUUCGGAUGACUUUGACGUCGUUCAGGUAACAAAAAAAAUUCUAAAGGGAGUAUCUGUUAAUUGUGAUGGUGAGACUGAUCUACAAUCGCUUCAAAGUAAGCUCAAGGAGAGUUUGACGGGAAAGAAAUUUCUACUCGUUUUAGAUGAUGUUUGGAAUGAUAAAUAUAUGAAGUGGGAGGCCUUAAGUAAACCCUUCGGAUUUGGAGCACAAGGGAGCAGAGUUUUGGUAACCACACGUGAAGAAAAAGUAGUAUCAGUUAUGCAAACUGAUUUCAGAUACAAUCUGAACCCACUACCAGAAGAAGAAUGUUGGUCACUUUUUGUAAGAAAAGCGUUUCAAGGCAAUAUCUCCGAUAUGCAUCCAGAGCUAGAAGAAAUUGGAAGACAGAUCGUGGAAAAAUGCAAAGGUCUACCUUUAGCUGUCAACACAAUUGGAUCUCUCUUGUGGUCUAAAGUAGAUGUUGAAGAUUGGAAUAGAAUAUUAAAGAGCGAGGUAUGGGACAUGACGACUGAAAUUAUUCCUGCUCUAAGAUUAAGUUAUACACAUUUGCCCUCACAUUUAAAGCGUUGCUUUGCUUAUUGUUCUAUAUAUCCAAAAGAUCAUAUUUUCGGGAAAAAGGAAUUAGUCUCAUUGUGGAUGGCAGAAGGUCUAUUACAAAAGUCUAAAGGCAAAACAAUGGAGCAAGUCGGUGAUGAUAACAUCGUUGAUCUGGUAUCGAGAUCGUUAUUAUUUCAAGAAUCAAGUACUUCUUCAACAUUCGGAAUGCAUGAUCUUGUCAACGACUUAGCAAGAUUUGUGUCUGGGCAAUUUAUCUUUAGACUGGAGGGUGGAAAUUCGCUCCAAGUUACGAACAAGAUUCGCCAUUUAUCAAUUGUUGAUGAAAGCUUGGAAAACAUCCCAAAGACGAUGUUAGAGGCACUUUACGAGGCCAAGGGAUUGCGCACUUUUCUCCCAAUAACAGAUGAUUGGAAUGGAUUAAUCUUAAUCAAAAAAUUCGCACAUGAUCAUUCGUUGCCCAUGUUUAGAUUCUUACGAGUGCUUUCCUUUGCAGAUGAUAGCAAUUUGACUGAGUUGCCUGAUUCAAUUGGCAAAAUUAGACAUCUACGAUAUUUGGAUCUGUCUUGGACAGGAAUUAGAAAACUACCUGAUUCUAUAUGUAAAUUGUGCAAUUUGCAAACAUUGAGAUUACGGGUGUGUGAGAAUCUUACUGUAUUACCUAGAGAUAUGCAUAAACUCAUUAGUUUGCGUCAUCUUGAAUUAGGAGGAAGUGCCAUAACGGAGAUGCCGUUACAUCUGGGUAGACUAAAAUGUCUACAGACUUUGGAUAUAUUUGUUGUCAACAAACAUUGCGGAUCGAGCAUUGGGGAGUUGGGGAGUCUUGAAGAUAUUGGGGGGAAGCUCACUAUUACGAAGCUCCAAAAUGUCAAAUCUCCCACCGAUGCUUUGGAUGCAAGGUUGAAGGAUAAGAAGCAUCUUACGAAUUUGGAGUUGAAAUGGGACCCUACAACUGGCAAUAUUUCAGAAAGUGAUCAAAUAACUGUAUUGGGGAAUCUCCAACCCAAUACAAACUUGAAAAGUCUCACUAUCGACAAUUAUGGUGGUAAAAGCUUACCGGAUUGGCUCGCUCAUCCUUCAUUCUCUAAGAUAGUGAAUCUUUAUCUCCGUAAUUGUAAAUAUUGCCACAUCUUGCCAUCAUUUGGACAACUACACUCUCUCCAGACGCUCUCUAUCAUUGGCUUUCAUGGAAUUGCUAGAGUGGGUAUGGAGUUCUAUGGUAGCGGUUCUUCUACGUUUAAGCCAUUCGAAGCCUUGAAAGUUCUAAAGUUUCAAGACAUGCCAGAUUGGGAAAACUGGCUAUGUUUUGAUUCUGAAAAUGAAGGUGAAGCUACUUUUCCUCGUCUUGAAGCGCUUCAUAUUAUUAAGUGCCCCAAGCUAACAGGAGGGUUGCCCAUCCAUCUUCCUUCUUUAGCCAGACUUGAGAUUGUUGAAUGUUCGCAGCUGGCGGCCUCACUUCCAGACUUGAGAUUGGAGUUAAUAAAUGUUAACGAGGUUCUGUUAAAUGAAUUGCCAUCUGGAUUUCAUAAACUAGUGCUUAAAGGAUCUGAUGCAUUACGGUCCCUACCGGAGGGAAUGAUGGAUUCCAGCAGUCCUCUUCAAGAAUUGAAAAUUGAUGGUCUACCCUCCACAUUAAAAAGUCUUACGAUCUCAAACUGUAAGAAGUUAGAAUUCCCAGUGCACUUCAACUAUUCAUCCCUCAAAGAGUUAUACUUGGAAAAUAGUUGUGAUUCUCUUAGAUGCUUCCAUGUAAACUUAAUCGCAAAGAUCGAUAUUUUCACCAUCAAUGGAUGUGAGAAUCUGGAGUCUCUUAUUAAUUCAGAACAACAUGAAAACGAUUUAGCCGCCUCGAUUAUAAGAAUCAAGAAUUGCCCUAAUUUCGUAUCAUUUCCGGAUGGAGGAUUGCGCGCCGAAAAAUUGAAAACAUUUGAGAUAAGUAGUUGUGGGAAUUUAAGGUCAUUACCUGACAAGAUGCACCUACUCCUUCCAUCCCUGGAGUCACUAUCGAUCAGAUACUGUCCAAUGUUGCAACCAUUCGGUGAAGGGGGCUUGCCUACCAAUUUAAAGUCACUAUCGAUCGAAAAAUGUCCAAUGCUGCAAUCAUUCGGUGAAGGGGGCUUGCCUACCAAUUUAGAGUCACUAUCUAUCUAUGAGUGUCCAAUGCUGCAAUCAUUCGGUGAAGGGGGCUUGCCUACCAAUUUAAAGUCACUAUCUAUCUUUUACUGUCCAAUGCUGCAAUCAUUCGGUGAAGGGGGCUUGCCUACCAAUUUAAAGUCACUAUCGAUCGAUAACUGUCCAAUGCUGCAAUCAUUCGGUGAAGGGAGCUUGCCUACCAAUUUAGAGUCACUAUCUAUCUAUGAGUGUCCAAUGCUGCAAUCAUUCGGUGAAGGGGGCUUGCCUACCAAUUUAAAGUCACUAUCGAUCAGAUACUGUCCAAUGCUGCAAUCAUUCGGUGAAGGGGGCUUGCCUACCAAUUUAGAGUCACUAUCUAUCUAUAAGUGUCCAAUGCUGCAAUCAUUCGGUGAAGGGGGCUUGCCUACCAAUUUAAAGUCACUAUCGAUCAAAUUCUGUCCAAUGCUGCAAUCAUUCGGUGAAGGGGGCUUGCCUACCAAUUUAGAAUCAAUUUCCAUCGUACGUUGUGACAAGCUCGUUGCCUGUCGAACGACAUGGGGUCUACAAAAACUCCCCUCUCUUCAAGAAUUGUCAAUCUGGGGCAAUUGCGAAGAUGUGAAGUCUUUUCUAGAGCUGGAUUUGCUGCCCAUGACUCUGACCAGACUUACCAUCUCUGGAUUUUCAAAUAUGACCUCUCUAGACGGCCUUCAACGCCUCACCUCUCUUGAGUAUAUGGAGAUCUAUAAUUGUCCUAAUCUGAAGUUCGUGCCAAAAGAUGGGUUUCCUGCCUCCAUUUAUUCUCUAGAUAUCCGCGGAUGUCCACUAUUGGAGAAACAGUUGCAAAAUAAAAAAGGAAAAGAAUGGCGCAAGGUUGCUCACAUCCCCAACAUAGAGAUUGGCUUCUAAUACAAGGCAAACAUAUGAACUACAAGGGGAUGGCAGCGAGUGUACAUUCAACUUUCAAAGUUAGGUGGCCGACCUUUACCUGUUGCUGAAAUUGAGGAAAUUUCUGUUAAGAGUAGAAACUCUGCUUCUACAACAAAUCAGAUGUUGCUGCCAGGAAAAGCUUGAUCGGUUGUGCAGUUUACAAGGCUUCGGAGAUCCUCAAGUCUUUCCCUGCCUCAGACUCGAACUCAAACUGCGGGCAACAACAACAAAUGACAGAUAAUCUCCUAUAUGACAUGGAUACUGCUACUAGUCCUUCAUCCUCUGAUUCAAACUCGAACUCAACCUGCGGGCAACAUCCAGAUGUUCCUUUUGCUAAAAUUGAUGAAGUUUUUGUGAAGAACAGCAACUCCGAUUCUACAACAAACCAGAUAUAAUCAACACCAGCAAAAGCCUCAGGUUCCAAAUUUCUUCUAUAGGGCCAAAGCAGGUAGCUGUUGAGAAAGAGUAAAAUGCGAUAUCAAAGGAUAUUGCAACUCCUCAGAAGAGAUGGAUAUAAUCAUUUGGUUGCAGAAGAUAUAGAGGUGGAAGAGUUCAAAACAUUUCUGCAGUUUGGAUAUGAGAUGUGUGAUGGUUGGGCCAUGGCAUGAUGUGAUUCCUGAUCACUAAGGAAUCACACUCUUUCAUAUCAUCAACUGGAUAUUACAUAUUUAUAGGUUUCAGACUUGUCUCUUGUAAUUUUUUGUCUGUAUUUCUUUCUCACAACAAGCAAUAGACCAACUUGAAGAUCACGACCAACCAGCAAGAGACCAAUCUACGUACAGAUGAAGUCAGAUAAACCAUUUCCAUUGUAUGUAUUCAAAAAAUAAUACGAUCGAUCGAUGUGGGACACGCUCCUUCCAGACAUCCAAACCAAACCCACGCUGCCAUCUUCAUUGCUCCUCCUCUUCAUUUUUCAUUUCUUGAUUUAUUCUGGAAAACAUUAGAAGUUAGAAAGUGGGAAAUGCAGGCAGUGGGGUGCUCCGUAUGGUGAAUCUGGUCAUGACUUAGGGUUUUUCUAAGUUAUUCGAGAGCGGCGUUGCGUGGGAAAUCAGAUCUCGGAAGAGCAAGGCAGAAUUAACAUCCUAACUCAAGAUUAUACUCAUGAAGAUGGUAAUUAAGCAUCUGUCAUUUCCUUCAGGUAUUUGUUUCCUAUUAUCUUCUCAAAGAUUGUCCCCUCGAGUUUUUCAAAGCAAAAGAUUUUACGAGAGUUGUAGGGACUACCAUUGUUCAUUCUAUAGCUAUGGAUCGAAGAGAUAGAAAAUACAUUGUAUGUUGCAGUGGGAGAAAAUGUGAAAGAGAGCAGAGCAAUCCUGUUGUGGGCAUUACAAAACUCUGGAGGAAAAAAGAUUUGCAUCAUUCAUGUUCAUCAGCCUGCACAGAUGAUCCCCUUCAAAUGUGGGAACAGUUUGGGGGUAUUGGAGGGUGAGCAAGUUCAAGUUCAUGCCGUAAAAGUUGGGCUGGAGAACAAUGUGUUUGUUACCAAUGCAUUGAUUGGGAUGUAUGCGAAUUGGGGCUUGGUUGAGGAGGCAAGAAGGAUGUUUGAUUGCACCAUGGAGCGGGAUAAGUAUUCAUGAAAUAUUAUGGUUGGUGGGUCAGGUGAUAUGGAUUGAGCUCUGGAGUGGUUUGAUCGAAUGCCUAAACGAGAUGUUGUAUCAUGCAGUACCAUCAUAGCUGGUUAGGUCCAGGUAACUGUAUUUGAAAAAAAAAAAAAAUGACUACCUCGUAUGCAUGCUUUGCAAAUGUUUUUUUGACACCUUGGUCAAGAAUGUUGUUGCAACGCAUUGUUUUCCUUUUCAUUUCAGAACAAUAAGCCCCAUUGUUUACAAAUUACCUUUGCACCUCUAGAUUCUAGCAUUGUCAAUUUGUGGCAAUUGCGAAGAUGUUGAGUCUUUUCCAGAGCUGGAUUUGCUGCCCAUGACUAUGACCAGUCUUACCAUCUCUGGAUUUUCAAAUAUGACAUCUCUAGACAAGAAGGGACUUCAACACCUCACCUUUCUUGAAAAUUUCGUUAUCCGUAACCUCCCAAGGCUAAAGUUCACACCAGAAGAGAGAUUGUUUGACUCCAUUUCUACUCUGAUCCAUCUUUCCAUCUCUGGAAUUCCAACUAUAACAUCUUUGGACAACUUGGGCAUUCCACGCCUCACCUCUCUUGAGCAGAUGGAGAUCCAUGAUUGUCCUAAUCUGAAGUUCGUUCCAAAAGAUGGGUUUCCUGCCUCCAUUUCUACUCUAGCUAUUUUCAGAUGUCCACUAUUGGAGAAACAGUUGCAAAAUAAAAAAGGAAAACAAUGGCGCAAGGUUGCUCACAUCCCCAGCAUAAGGAUUAAUUAUGUAUUGAUUUGAAUGGCUUCUACUACAAGGCAAACAUAUGAACUACAAGUGGAUGGCAGCGAGUGUACAUUCUACUUUCAAAGUUAGGUGGCCAACCUUUAACUGUUGCUGAAAUUGAGGAAAUUUCUGUUAAGAAUAGCAACUCCGCAUCUACAACAAAUCAGAUGUCGCUGCCAGCAAAAGCUUGAUCGAAAAGUCGUUAAUUAAAAUAGAGUAUUGAUUUUGAUAAGGUAUUUCAUAUUAUGGUUAUGGACGGAAAGCCGUAGUGAAAGCAAGUUUAUGCACCUUCUUGGCAUUCAACAGAAGUUUGGCUACGGAGGAUUGCUAAAGCUCAUGUCCUUGCCCAUGACUCUGGCUAUCACCAGCUUGUUAGUCACUGGUGGCCAACCUUUACCUGUUGCUGAAAUUGAGGAAAUUUCUGUUAAGAAUAGAAACUCUGCUUCUACAACAAAUCAGAUGUCACUGCCAGCAAAAGCUUGAUCGGAUAUAUUGAGGUGGAAGACUUCAAAAUACUUCUACAAUUUGAAUAUGAGAUGUGUGACCACGUUUUCUAAAAUGAUGCUUGGGGGAAAUAUGCAAGCGGCUGGUACAUAUUCAUAGGUUGUGCACUUCACAAGGCUUCGAAGCCUCAAGUCUUUCCCUGCCUCAGACUAACUCAAACUGCGGGCAACAACCACACAUGACAGAUGAUCUCCUAUAUGACAUGGAUACUGCUAUUAGUCCUUCAUCUUCUGAUUCAAACUCGAACUCAACCUACGGGCAACAUCCACAUGUUCCUUUCGCUAAAAUUGAUGAAAUUUUUGUGAAGAAUAGAAACUCCGAUUCUACAUCAAACCAGAUAUAAUCAACACCAGCAAAAGCCUCAGGUUCCAAAUUUCUUCUCUAGGGCCAAAGCAGGUAGCUGUUGAGAAAGAGUAAAAUGCGAUAUCUAAGUAUGCAACUCCACAGAAGAGAUGGAUUUAUUCAUUCAGUUGCAGGAGAUAUAGAGGUGGAAGAAUUCAAAAUAUUUCUGGAGUUUGGAUAUGAGAUCUGUGAUGGUUGGGCCAUGGCAUGAUGUGAUUCCUGAUCAUUAAGGAAUCACACUCUUUCAUAUCAUCAAGUGGAUAUUACAUAUUAUGAAAUAUUAUGAAGGUAUGUAUAAAGGUUUGCCUUGUGACCAGAAUAUUAUGAAAUUGAAUAUAUCUAUAGCCUCUCAAUGUAAAUGUUGCAAACUUUCUGAUUGUGAAUCAUUCGCUUCUAAAGGGAGAGAUUCCUACUUAUGUCUGGAAUUUUUUUCAAGUUGCUCUAGACCUGAAACUUGGGCCAAAUAGGACAUGGACAGGUAAAAUACAACAAUGGUUAUCUAAGGCUCAGGCAGUUUCUCAUAUCAAUGUUGUGAUUGGAAUUCUUUCCACUAUAAUUAGCUGGUUUCUAUGACUAUACAGAUGUAGCUCGCAUGGAGGGGGUUACUAAAACUAGGGAGCAAGUGUGCUAUAAGAUCAAGAGAUUUCUGGUUCAAAUUAUACAUACAAAAACGAAUAAACCAUUCAUCAAGUGUUGAGAUGGUGCAGUUUUACAACAACUAGGCCUUCUAGCAAUGCCUGUCAAGAAUAAGGAAAUUCAGAUUUUGAAAUGGAUCUGCCCGAAACAAGAUUUUGCUAAACUAAACGUUGAUGAGAGUAGCAGUGGCAAUCCAGGAAGAAGUGGAGGUGGAGCAAUCCUGAGAGAUGUGGAGGGGCAUAUGAUUUUUGCUUUUGUCAGAUAUUAUAGUAUAAGUUCAAACAAUAUUGCUGAGAUCCGAGCCCUAUUAGAUGGUCUUACUUUAUGUGCAUAGAGAAAUAUAACUCACAUCGAAAUUGAAACUAAUUCUAAGCUUGUAGUUAAUUGGUGGGAAAAGGGUGGGUUAGUCUCUUGGAGGAGUCAAAUGUACUAAAAUGAGGCAAAAAUGCAGGCUCGCUUGAUAGUGGUAAGGAUCUAUCAUUCUUUUAGGGAAACGAAUUACAUCUCAAACAGAUUAGCCAAGCUAGGCUCCAGCGGUCAAGAGGCAAUCUUUGAGAAUAAUAAUCGCCUUCCAAAAGACAUUCCGGGAGCUAUUCAACUUGAUCAAGCUUGUUUACAUGUAAUUUGAUAUAGAUAAAAUAUUUUAUGCAGGUUAUUUUAGAUUUUGUUAUUUUUUUCAGGUAUGUAUGUAGUUUUGAUUUUGAUUUUGAUUUAUAUGCUUAUUUUAGUAUAUUGUAUAGUGUUUGAGUUAUUUUAUAUUUUAUUUUGAUGCUUGGGUUUGGAUUUUAUAAUUAUAUGUAGCCCCCAGGUGUUCGGUUGUAACCAUGGUAUUCUUUUGUCGUAAGCGAGGGCUAUCAAUAAAAUUAGGGUACCGUCCUCUUCUUAUAUAAAAAAAAGAAGUGGAUAUUACGUAUU